AUGGGUACAUCUGAGAAUGAGCUAUUCAGCAACAAGAAGCAAGCAGUAGAAGCUGCUAGCAACAGACCUACUUCAGGAGCUGUAAACAUGAGCAUGUUCCUGUUGGAACCAUCUACAAUAAUGGAAAUUCCAGAUAAUCCUGAUGAAAGAAAGCUCACAAGCAACCAUGAUGUUUUACUAAAUCAAUUCUCGGCUCAACCUUCAGGGGCAUUAGGUCAAAAAGGUUCUGUGAAGUUCCCAAGUAUGGCUGUUGUUUCAGCAUCUACUUCAAGGACACGUAGCAUCCCCAAGAAUAAGGAGCAAAAGACAACUGAAAAGGUCCCUUCAUACAACUUUCCUUCAAAUGUUAAAAGCCUGUUAUCAACUGGUAUACUUAAUGGAGUUCCUGUGAAGUAUGUUUCAUGGUCAAGGGAGGUGAGUUCUGAUAUUCUCAUCUUCCAAUCUGUUCAAGGGUUUUUUCCUUAA
This is a messenger RNA of Fraxinus pennsylvanica, 465 nucleotides long. The record is from the annotation of a GenBank genome assembly. Lineage: Eukaryota; Viridiplantae; Streptophyta; Magnoliopsida; Lamiales; Oleaceae.